CUCGCGGUGGGCGUUCUCCACGUUGCAUCCUGCCCCCUCGGUCCUUCUUCCAGCGCGGUGGCCGAGCACAUGCAUCUUUCUCGGGGGGCUCGCUCGCGCACGCCCUCUCCCGCACCCCGCGACUCCCCACCUGCCCCGGCUCGCCUUAGUCUCUCUUCUCCUUCGGGUGCAUCCCUGACCCUGGCAUCCCUUCAUCCCGGCCUGCUAGGGUUCGGAGCGUCGGGACGCGGCUGUGGCGGCGGUGCGGAGCUGGUGUGGGAAGCCAAGGCAGGAAAGGCGAACCCGAGUGGGUGGUGAGAGGCCAGCCGAGUCCGUGGGAGCCAGGGAAGCCGAGAGGAGCGAGACACUGAGUGUGCGCUGCGCGCUGCCCUGGUCGGGGCGGACUCGUGCGGAGGAUCCUAGUCUUCGGAGUGGCGCCCCAGCCUCUGCAGUGAGCCUGCUUGGGUGCGCCUUGGGACCCAGGCACCCAGAUCCCGGAGGUCGGCGGAGAGGUACCCGAGAAAGGCAGUGAUUCUGAGAGUCCGUGGAGGGGAGACGCGGAGGCUGAGCGGAUGGAGGAACAAUGCCGCCUCCAGAAGCAAAGCCUUUCUUGAGCCUUGGCUGGAGUGUGGAGUCUGCUCUCUGCUCUGCUCUCUCCAGGCCUUGAGGCUACUUCUGGGCUUGGUUCCGCCUCUUAGUUUGACAGGAAUUAGAAAGUUGCUCUUCUUCUCUACAAGGUUUCCUUCGAAGUGGCUUUCAGAUCUGCGUGCUGGUUCAAGUCAAGAUGUCACUUUCUGGAUCCCCCGCGAGGAGCGACUAAUAGAUUAUGCAUUGUUGGGCAAUAAACUCUCCCGGGAAGAGAGGGUAGUCCACCCCAAGGUUUAAACGGUUCGCCACUGACUCCUGCCAGCCUCAGCACAAUGCCUUAAAUGACAAAGAGACUGUAUUGCCCUUGGAAUGAGGUUCCUACCGCAUAAGAAAGAAAGGUGCUGAGCACAUUCAGGGAUAUAGACCCACUGCUAACUGGAUUUGAUUUAUACAAGAGAAAUCUACAUCAAUGGCCACUCUUACCACAUUGCUACUAUGGGAAACAGAAUGGUCAAUAGGAGAUGUCCUGAUGAAUAGUGAUGAUUGAAGAUGCGGCAACUGUCUGUGUGAAAUCAAUGGGAGCUACUUACUGCAUGAAGAGUGCUUUGAGCAUUCCUUCACAAGCUCAUAUUUGAGAAACUGGAGCUGCAUUCUACCACCAUUCCAUUUUUCUCCAGUGGAUACAAAUAUACUUGCCUUGCUGUAUCAGACAAAUAGACAACUAAUGUGGGACCAUGGCACUUCCCAGAUGCAUGUGGCCAAAUUAUGUUUGGAGAGCCAUGAUGGCAUGUGUGGUCCACAGGGGAUCCGGUGCCCCAUUGACUCUCUGCUUGUUGGGAUGUUUGCUACAGACUUUUCAUGUACUCUCUCAAAAGUUGGAUGAUGUAGACCCAUUGGUUACUACUAACUUUGGCAAGAUUAGGGGAAUUAAGAAAGAACUCAAUAAUGAAAUUUUGGGUCCUGUCAUUCAGUUUCUUGGGGUUCCAUAUGCCGCUCCACCAACAGGUGAACAUCGUUUCCAGCCUCCAGAACCACCAUCUCCCUGGUCUGACAUCCGGAACGCCACUCAGUUUGCUCCUGUAUGUCCCCAGAAUAUCAUUGAUGGAAGAUUGCCUGAAGUUAUGCUUCCUGUGUGGUUCACUAAUAACUUGGAUGUGGUUUCAUCAUAUGUCCAAGACCAGAGUGAAGACUGUCUAUACUUAAACAUCUAUGUUCCAACUGAAGAUGGUCCCCUUACAAAGAAACACACAGAUGAUUUAGGUGAUAAUGACGGUGCUGAAGAUGAAGAUAUUCGGGACAGUGGGGGUCCCAAACCAGUGAUGGUGUACAUCCAUGGCGGCUCUUACAUGGAAGGUACUGGAAAUCUGUAUGAUGGGAGUGUCUUGGCAAGCUAUGGCAAUGUGAUCGUCAUCACAGUCAACUAUCGGCUUGGGGUACUUGGCUUCUUGAGCACAGGGGAUCAGGCUGCCAAAGGAAACUACGGGCUCCUUGACCUCAUCCAGGCCCUAAGAUGGACCAGCGAGAACAUUGGGUUCUUUGGUGGUGACCCCUUGCGAAUCACUGUGUUUGGAUCAGGCGCUGGGGGUUCAUGUGUCAACCUGCUGACUUUAUCCCAUUAUUCUGAAGGUAACCGUUGGAGCAAUUCAACCAAAGGACUUUUUCAACGAGCCAUAGCUCAGAGUGGAACAGCCCUUUCCAGCUGGGCUGUUAGUUUCCAGCCUGCAAAAUACGCUAGAAUUCUGGCCACAAAAGUUGGCUGCAAUGUUUCAGAUACAGUAGAGUUAGUAGAAUGCCUGCAGAAGAAGCCUUACAAAGAACUUGUUGAUCAAGAUGUUCAACCAGCCCGAUACCACAUAGCCUUUGGACCUGUGAUCGAUGGUGAUGUAAUACCAGAUGACCCUCAGAUACUGAUGGAACAAGGAGAGUUCCUCAACUAUGAUAUAAUGUUGGGAGUUAACCAAGGGGAAGGGUUGAAGUUUGUCGAAAAUAUAGUAGAUAGUGAUGAUGGUGUAUCAGCCAGUGAUUUCGACUUUGCUGUUUCUAAUUUUGUUGAUAAUUUAUAUGGAUAUCCUGAAGGCAAAGAUGUUUUGAGAGAAACCAUUAAAUUCAUGUAUACUGACUGGGCUGAUCGCCAUAAUCCUGAAACUAGAAGGAAGACAUUGUUGGCUUUGUUUACGGACCAUCAGUGGGUAGCACCUGCUGUGGCCACAGCAGACCUUCACUCGAACUUUGGCUCACCUACAUACUUCUAUGCCUUUUAUCAUCAUUGCCAAACAGAUCAAGUUCCAGCUUGGGCUGAUGCAGCUCAUGGGGAUGAGGUUCCCUAUGUGUUGGGAAUCCCCAUGAUUGGCCCUACAGAGUUAUUUCCUUGCAAUUUCUCCAAGAAUGAUGUGAUGUUGAGUGCAGUAGUAAUGACAUACUGGACGAAUUUUGCUAAAACUGGUGACCCAAAUCAACCAGUUCCUCAAGACACAAAAUUCAUUCAUACCAAACCCAACCGCUUUGAAGAAGUAGCAUGGACCAGAUAUUCCCAGAAAGACCAACUUUAUCUCCAUAUUGGAUUAAAACCGAGAGUUAAAGAGCAUUACAGAGCCAAUAAGGUAAAUCUCUGGCUGGAGCUGGUACCUCAUCUGCAUAAUCUCAAUGACAUUUCUCAGUAUACCUCGACAACAACUAAAGUGCCAUCCACGGACAUCACUCUCAGACCUACAAGGAAGAAUUCCACACCAGUCACAUCAGCCUUUCCCACUGCCAAACAGGAUGAUCCCAAGCAACAACCAAGUCCCUUCUCGGUAGAUCAGAGGGACUACUCCACAGAGCUAAGUGUCACUAUUGCAGUGGGAGCCUCUCUGUUGUUCCUCAACAUCUUGGCUUUUGCAGCCCUGUACUACAAGAAGGAUAAGAGGAGACAUGAUGUCCACCGGAGGUGCAGCCCUCAGCGCACGACCACCAACGACCUAACCCAUGCUCCAGAAGAGGAAAUUAUGUCUCUCCAAAUGAAGCACACUGACUUGGAUCACGAGUGUGAGUCCAUCCAUCCACAUGAGGUGGUUCUUCGGACCGCCUGUCCCCCAGAUUAUACUCUAGCUAUGAGGAGGUCACCUGAUGAUGUUCCGCUAAUGACACCUAACACCAUCACAAUGAUUCCCAACACUAUACCAGGGAUUCAGCCCUUACAUACAUUCAACACAUUUACUGGAGGACAGAAUAAUACACUGCCCCAUCCCCACCCACACCCCCAUUCACAUUCAACAACCAGGGUAUAGCCAGAUGAGAGAGACAAACUGAUUUUUUUUUUUCUGAUGGAGUGCAGUAAAAGAUUAUUGGAAGAUUCCUUGGCUUUCAACUCGGAAGACUCUCACUAUUUAAAUAAGGAGGAAUAUUAUGUGAAUAUACAUAUCAAGAACUUUGGGGGUUUUGAAAAAUGAAUUGUAUAUAGAUAUACACACAAAUCAACUUUAAAAAAAAAGCAAAUUACAAUUGCGUGAAGCAAUUGUUCUGAAUGAUACUUUUUCAUUCACUUUCAAGAAUUAAUUUGUUGAAGAUUUAAGUUACUUAACGGAGUUAGGCAUGUGGAACACCAAACAGGAAAGUACUGUGUCUGAAUACUUUAAAAACAAAAAAAACAAAAACAAAAAUAAAAUCAACUAUGAAUAUGCACAAGGGACACACCAAUGGAAUGUCAGAUAAUUUCGCCAGUUUUCAUUUGGAGCCCUUUAAUUGUGUAGACCAUAUUUGCUUAAGUACACAGGACACCUAUGCUGUUAAUGGCAUAGCAGAAGUUCAUGCUGAAAAUUGCCAGUAAAACAAAGAAGUUGCCAUAAGACUGGCAGGUACAACAUUAUCACAUAAGUGCUGUCAGUACUAAGUCGUGGGGAUCAAGGAGACUGGAUAUUUUUAGCACGAUGUGCAUGAUAAUUUAUAUGCUUGGUGGCUGUGCUGCUGAUUAAGCCGUAAUUAAAAUUCUUCUCAUCCCAUUGGAGUUUUUAAUAGGAGCUUCCUCCAUCAAUUGGCAGAAACUAAAGAAGAUAUUAUAAGGGGCAAAAGUAAUUACUAUAAAAUAAUUUGCAGUAGUUUCGAUAAUAGAGGGAAUAGUUAUUAAAGUCUUGGGAGAAACUAGAGGUAUAGUGGUGAAUACUCACUGAUAUGAAUCCCAGAAAAAAAUUCUAUGAGUUUAAUAUUCUUUUCAUUCCCUUAUAUGUAAUUUAUAGAAAUACAACUCUAAUUGAACAUGUGUUAGCUGCAGAGCUAUAAUUUGCUGUGGGUUUGUUACUCUGAAGUUUGCUCCUUUCGUUAACAGUCUUGCAAGGUGUAAGGAUGCCCCAACAGUACCAUUCUGAUUACAGUUCUCAGUCGAUUGAUUUACUCAUGUUGCAUGACAAAAUGUUUACUACUAAGAAUUCAAUAGAAAGCAUAGUCCCUCUUCACAUUGCAUCUUUCUCGCUGAGGGUCACUUGAAUUUACUCAUGAGAUCUCAGUAGAGGAACAAUGUAGGUGCAGAACCUAGGAGAGUCAACAGCUGGAGGGUUUGUCUUUCACAUAUGUGCAAUUUCAAAUGAAUUCUCUAAGACCACAGGAAUCUCUGAAUCCCCUGUUGUUUACCAGUAAUAUCAGUAUAUCACAGACCUUUCCAAAUGUUUGUAUAUGUAAUCAGAUGUACAUUUAUAUUAAAAAAAACAAUGAGAUGGACUUCAAGAGCACAUCCUGAUCAAUGGUUUCUCUCUUAUCUGUACUAUAUUUCUAUUAGACUAAAGUUAUGUGAUUUUUUUUUACCUUUUUUCAGAUGACUAGCAAUUUUGAUAGUUUGUAAGAUAAUGCAAAGGACUUUCUCUGACUAACUGCUGUAACAGACACCUUUCUUUCCAGCUACCCUUUUUCAAGAAUCGAAAGCUUAUUAUACAAAAGCAAACACUUGUAUACUACUCGGUGGGAAGGAUGCUGUGUAUCUCGACCACAUCCGUGGUCCUUGGGUGAAAUAAAGAUAAUAUGGAGAAUGGCGAUUAGUCAAAUGCUAAGAGACAUGAUCUUUGCUCAUUAAAGAGCUAAAACGUUUAUUGCUGUUUUGUCUUUUAUUUUAUUUUUACAAAAAAAGAAAAAAAAGAAAGAAAGAAAAGAAAAGAAAGAAAUCUAAAACAAAAGAAACAAGAUUGUCUUGGAGUCAUUUUCUUUUCCUUUUUUUUUAGAACAGCUGGAUUUUGGAAGACAUAUAGGCAACUGCAGAGCUCUGCAUGGAGAGAGACUCUGGGAACUUUAGUACUACCUUAGAACCAGGAGCUCAUAGAAAAUGUUACCUUGGUAAUUUUAAAUACUCCUUCCCCUAGACCUCUUACAAACAUGGUGACCAUGGUUUUCACUAAAAUACACAAGUUCUGAUGUUGCUCACCAGGGAAAAAGUCUAUUGGAAAUGUGGAAAUGAAGGGACAUUACCUCAUGAAGUCAGGUAUCUGCUUAUAAUAUAGGAGUGGUUAGCCUAUCAUAUAUUUAAAAAAAAAUCUUCAAGAGAAUUGGAAAGUGCUAAAAGAGAUAUUGAGCUAGCAUUAAAAAAUUAAAAAUCUACCAUGAGAAGCUUAUUUGAUUAUACCUUCUACUCCAAAGUACUAAACAUCAAUAAGUUUAAGUAUUGUUCCACUUAAAAAUACAAUUCUUUGUCAUAAGCAAAGUCUUCAAAAUCCCAAGUAGUCUACUCACCACUGCUGAGGGACAUGCUCAUACAUGUCAUGUUCAUGCUCAUGUUGCCACUGACAGUGAACAAAAAGAACUAUGUAGCCUCUGAAGGACUGUUUAAUGCCAAACUGUCUUUUACUACAUUAAGAAAACAAUAAAACUAGAAAUAAAGGCGACAGCAAAAUGUACUGUGAAUGACUGCUUUCAUGCACAGCAAUUACUUUACUGGGAAAAAUCAUUCUAUUAGGUUAUAGUGAUUGCUCUGUUUCUAUCUUACUAUAAAAACAUGCUACACCUCACUAACAUCUCAUUAACAUCUACUAACACCUAAUAUGAAGCACAAUUCAUGCUUCAUAUUAAUUUAGGAAGACAUUUAAGAAAAUAAUUCAUAACCUGAUUGUUUACUGAAAGAAAAGGAAACAAACAGUCAGAUUUUAGGGCUGCCCUCUUGGGGUGUGGCAAAGGUAUUGUGAGUCACUGUGAGUAGCUAGUCUAGUUUGUAUUACCAAACUCGUUUCCUGAACAUAAAAUUGUGUCUUGUACAACCAGAACUAACAACUGUUUGCAAACUGAAAUAUAAUUUUUAAAUGAAAGCAAAAAUUUGGCAUUUUGAUUCGGUUCUAUCUAAUGUGUUUGGAUUGUGUUUAUCUAGAAGAUAAUAUCCUGUUAGGGGAAAAGCUAAUACUAAAUUUAAUAAAUAUUGUAGCAUUAUUCAUUAAUUCAGUAUGUUGUGGUUGGAAUUAAAUAGCAACAAACAAAGAUGAGAUUCUUAGAAUUCAUACUGACAUCAAGCCAAGAUAAGUUUUUGCUGCUUUGAUUUUAUAUAAUUUUGCCAACAUUUAUCAAAGACUUACUGAUGUUUUCCUAUAAACUUAGGGAUGUUCAAAUGGCAGAUUUAAUGGUUUUAAAUGUUAUUGAUAUGUUGAGUGUGGAUCAAAUUUAGUUUACUAUAGAUAUUUAAUAAAUUUGAUCACUAACUUUUAUGAAAUAUUGAAUAUAAUUUUUUGACCAUCACAAGUUCCCAAUUUGGAGAUAUUUUUCAGCUCAGAGUGGAAAUUAUUUCAUUCAUUUUCAAUCUAAGAACAUAAUUUAAUGCACACUUUUGGACACAUAUUAAAAGAAUACAAUGUAUACAUUUUUAAAAAUUCCCAUGUAAAAAUCCCAUAUAAAAAUACAUAUGAUACUAAGUAGGCAAAAUGCAGUGUAGAGCAGUCAUUCUGUUACAGAAGUAGAAUGUCAGCACUCAAUUUUUAUAUCCAUAUUUAUAACAUCAGUGAUUUUGCCUGUUGGUACAGUUGUACUGGAUGCAUACGAACAUCCAGAAAGGAUACAGAGAGUUGGGCAGAUGGUGCUGGCUUUACAGGCAUCAGAGUUUCAGAAUCAAUGGCAUCUUUUCUUUGGCACGUCUCCUUUGAGUAUUUUCACAAGAACAAAUAAUGAAUGGAAUCCCUAGGAAGUUGACAAUAGCUAUGGCAGUUGUCUUGUAAUUUUGCUUACUUCUCAGUGAUUGGUUCAAGCUUUUGGCCUUUUAUUUCAAGUGAUUAGUUGUUAUAGACUAUCACUUUUUAAUGUGAGUGAAUAUUUGAUAAUUUGGAUAUGCUUGCUCCAAAACAAAUCUAAUUAAUGGGCACUUCCUGCUGAGAUUUGUUAUCAUUCACUUAAUUAUCUUGCCAAGCUUACUGUUGGAGCAGUUGUCAUUAUCUUUUAGUCAAUAUAGUAAUGGAAUGUCUCCAAUAGCCUUCUACUUCUCCUUUGCUUGACAUGUCAACAACACAAACUUAAGCUUUUCAUCAAAAUUCUAAGCUCCCUACUCAUGUGAUAGAUUGGGCUUCCUUGAUUUAUUCCUAUAAAUCAUCCUAUAAAUUAUGAAUUGGUUUUAUUCUAGCACUUAGUUGUAUUUUUAUUUAGGCCAGAAAUCAAUUCAAUUUGUUUAGCACUACAGAAAAUACAAACUGGAAAAUCUACCUGUGGUGCUUAAGUGCCUUGUCCUUUUGUUAUUUUGUUUAGAAAGCUUCAUUUGAUUUAAAAUUUAUAACUCCUGAUAAUGCCACUUAAAAGAUAAAACAGAAUGGAUAAGGUAUUAAUUGCCAAUAAGGGAAGUCUAUUGGGAAGGUCUGGGUUUAAUUUGAGUUUGUAUUAUAUCAAAAAAACUUCCAAUAUUCCUCUGAAAAGAAUGAAGUAAUUUUUUUGGAAUAAAUGGUAAUUAGUUUGGCAUCUGAUUUUAAUGGUGCUAAAGAAUGUAACUUUACAAUUCUAAGAGAGUUUAAUUUUUUUCAGAACCAAAGGUGGUGGUAUAUACCUUUCAUUUCAGUACUUCAGAUGCAAAGGAAGACAUAUGUUUAUGAGUUCAAGGCCAACUUAUGUGUAUAUAGCCAGCUAGUGCUACAGAGUAUACCUUUUCUCCGAUAACAAUAUUUCAACUGGGUAAAAUUAUUUUAGAAGGAGGCAAUUAUUAUAAAUGAACACACACUUGACACAUAUCUAAUUUUUAUCUAGUCAUCAAUUACAUCCUGUAUGGUAUGCAUACUCUGUAUACAAUGUGUGUUAUAGAAUUCAUAGGAUGGUCCUUUUAGAUGUCUACUUUUAUAUCCCCUAAAUAUGUACAAAUGAGGCAGAAGUUAUUCCUCUGAAAAGCAGCAAGCCCAAGCUCUUGCUUUCUAAUUUAAAUCAAUAACUAUUGAUGACUUAAGAAAAUUUGUAAGUUGCCAAGUACAAAAACUCAGCAGCUGAAAUUCAAACAAAGAAACCGUCUCUAAAUAGCAUUUCCUGCUCUGAUGUGGUAUAAUUUAAAAAAAAAUAGUGUUUUUUAUCAUUCUUUCCCUAAAGUCAUAUUGGUCAGCCACUCACUGCAAAUGUGCCAUACUUUCAUCAGGUUGAGUCUGUUCCACCUGUGUUUGGACACACACAUCUCUCAUUCAAAAUGGCUUUGUUAUUGUGAAUAAAUACCUUCAUGGUUACGAAGAUGUAUUGACUAUUUUAAAGAUCAGGAAAUCUUCUCUCUGUUUGGCACACACUUUGUAAAAUGAAUGUUUUUUUUUUUUUCUUUUUCAACAACAUCAUUCUGUUAUCCCCAGAUGCAGGGAACAUUUUGACUUCUUCUAAGUCAGGAUGUUUGUGGUCUACUUAGUACUUGGUGAUUUCAAAGAAACAGAUUGAAUAGUUGAGUUUGAGUUCUUGGAGUUAGCCUGAUAAGAAAAGAGACAAGCAAAGACAAAGAGAUCCUAGAAAAACCAGGACAUAAGAAAAAAGAAGAAAAGUCUUUACAUUUUAAAUGAGUGACUCUUCCAAAUAAUGUGUUGUGGUUUGUGAAAAGGAAAGCAUGAAUCAUAACUCUAUUGAGUUUAAGACUAAAGAAGACCUUACAUAGAGUGAAUAGGUUAAAGCUUUUGAAGGACAUAAUAAAUUUUCUACUAAACAUAUAUUUUUAAAAUUUUAUGUGCAUGGGUGAUUUGCCUUCAUGUAUAUCUAUGUGAGGGUGUCAGAUUCACUGGAACUAGUGUUACAAACAAUUGUGAGCUACCAUAUGGGUACUGGGAUUUGAACCCAGGUCCUCUGAAGGAGCAGAUAGUGCUCUUAAGCACUGAGUCAUCUCUCCAGCACCUAAAAGCAUAAUCCUUGAUACAUGUCCCCAAAUGUUUGGAGAAACAAGCAAAAAUAAAGAUAAAAAAUAUUUGUAAUUUUUUAUUAUCUACUCAGAUUGGACCUUGGGACUGGAGAUGCAUGAGACAUUUGUAUUUCAUCCAUAUAAACAAAGACAAGGGUAAAAUUCCCAAGCUAGAAUUAACAGAAUCCCACCAAGGUGAGGCUUGACUUUCAAUAUUUCCAAAUUGUCAUCUAAAAACACUGACGUUGUCUGGAGGUUUCUAUGGAUAUGUAAUAUACAUCUAAGAGUGUUACUUUCUAAAAUGGUUAUAGGAAUUGAUGUGUUGGAUAUGAUUAUAUUUUAUCUACAUUUUUAUAUUUUCUUAUACUUAACAAAAUGUUUUUUUUUCCUCUGAGUGUCAUAAAGUUCUAAAUACAUUGCAUAAAUUUUCAUGUAGAAGAAGCAUAUUCCAGUGAAAUGGUGUUAUUUUAAGUACUUCCUUCUGCCCUAGUUCUGGAAAGCUGCCUUCAUGAUCUUCAGGCUAAAACAUUUCUAUCUGUCCUGAAAACACUGCAGUUGAUUUUAAAAGCAGCCUUCCUCUCCAAAAUGACAUGUCUCCUCAAAAACAGACCUUCUGUUUCCAUGACUUCUCUACUUACUCUUUAUGACUCUUAAUCUUAAAAUUAGAGUUAAUAAACAUAGGCUUCCUCUUUUCUCAGAGCAGUUAGAAACCAGAGAAUGUCACUCAAGAAUGACAGGUAUAAGCCACUCAUUUCUUUAGUAAGCAAUGCCCAUAUUCCUCUAUUUCUUCGGCAAAUGAUGCCUAACGUGUUAGACAAUGGGCAAGGUACUGUAUUCUAGGUCCAGUUCUGGAGUCAACUACCAUACUAUUAUUAACAAGCUUAGAAUAAAUUUAAGCAUAUAGAAGUAUUGAGAUCAUUUUAUUUAGUAUAUUAAAGUAUUAUCUGUUUUCUCCACUUUGUAUGUAUCAAAAUAGUGGAAUGGUACUGCUGGGUUUAACAACGUCAGCAAUUAAAUUGUCCUGCACAAGUCUGUCAAUCAAGGUGGAUGAUGGUAAUUUUUCCCAGGCUAAUAUUUUGGCCAAAUAUGGGCCCACACUCUAAGACUGAGGAACAUGGUAUGUCCAGGUUAACCUUCACCUGACCUUCACUCCAGACAGACCCCUGUCCUCUGCUUUGGUCCUAGCUUGUAAUUGUGAACUCUUGCCAUUAGCCACCCACCAUCUGGAAUUCUAAACCAGUGACCAUAUUUUGGAAUUUUGUUCUUAUAUUUAUAUAGGAUUUUUUAUUCUGAUAGCUAUAAAAAACCCAACUUAUUUGUAAAGAUUAGAAAAUGGAUGUCCAGUCUUCCAUGAAUCAUUCUUCCUUCAAAAUAAAAAUCCUCACUCACAGAAAGCAAAAGCAAAACCAAAACAAAAAAAAAGAAACCCAACAAAAUAAAACAAACAAACAAACAAACAAAAAACCCCAACUAAAUCAUUUACCAUUUUACCACUUUACUCACUGUUCUUCAAAUGCAUUCACAGCCCUAGUGUAUUAAACAGUAUGGACAACAUGGUUCUGCAUUAACAUGCUUUGUAAUAGCAUACUCAGGCCAGUAUUUCCACUGCCACUUUCUCAAGAGCCCACUUAAUAACUAAUGGUGUGCCCGUUGGAAUAGACUUAGAACAUCUGUAAUUGAGACAGAGACUCACUAAUGAUGCUCCUUAAAAUUUUCACAUUUGUGCUGUUAAUCAAAUUCUACCAGAUCUUGAUAGCCAAAACAAUACACUUGAUCAUUUCAAAUUUUCAGGAUAUUUAGAACUUAGAUCUCAGAGUAAUACAAUCCAAUACCGUGAUAAAUGUCACCUUUCUUUUACAUACACAAUUAGAAAAAACACACACACACACACACACACACACACACUCACACACACACACACACACACACACAUACACACACACACACAAAAGUAAACCAAAACAAACCAAACUAAAAUAAAAAACUACUAUGCAGAAGCAUGCUGAAAGCAAAGACCUGGAGGGGAGCAGCCAAGGCAAUGCUACUGCAAAAAUCAAGGCCCAUAGUGAAUUGAUCAGUUAGUAGUUUCCAGUUCUGUGUCACACUCACAGUGAAAUAGGGCUCAGCUCCCUCAAAACAGUUUAUGAUGUGCUUAUGCUCUCACUUCUUAUAUUUUUUUAAUGAAUGUUGUUAUAAUGCCUUGCAAAUAAGAAAUUUACAUAUCAGUAUUAACUAGACCCCAAGACUACAACUAAAGGAACUCAAAUACAAUUUAAAACACCCUUCCAAGGGAAGCUGUGAGCAUCACACUGAGUUGUUCACUUUUAGGACUGAGUCUCUUUAAUCACACGUCUACCACUAACCCAUUCCUUAAAAGACUGUUACAAGGUCCUGUUCUACAUGCAGAGCACUCAUCAAUGAUGGAUGACUGAGCAAAACAUAGGACCUAUUCUUAUGUGAGUAACACCCAACUAAUUGUCUUUCUGUCUACACACAUAGGCCAAGAGAGAUGACCAGAUUCAUACUGUGAUACUUUCAUUUACAACAUUAUUUUAUAUCAAAGUUGUCCAUGAUAAGAGACUUAGGAUGCUUCAUUGGAUUUUUACUUUGGGAUUUCUAUGCUGCUGGCAUUAAAUCAUAGAUGAUAAUAUAGGAUGAAUUUUAACACUAAUCACCAGGAAUAAUUAAAAUGUUGAUUUCAACUAAUUCAGUGUAUGUUUUGUGCUUCUUAAUCUGUUGUCCUGGCUAUCCUGAAACUCAAGAGAUCCUCAGCCCCCUAAAGUCCAGUUCAACAUAUUCUGGAAAUUGGAUGGCUUAAUAUAUAAAAUGAAGAAUCUGAAAGUGUAGCUAAGUGACAGAGCAAAUACUUUGCAAGGAAGCCUUGAGUUCAAACCUAAACCAAGGAGAGAGAAAGAGGGUGGGGGGAGAGAGAGAGACCUCUCUAAUAGGGGAUCUAUAUAAUAAGUUUGUAAGGAAGAUAGUUACUAAAAUGACUCUCAAAUAUAUCCUUAACCAAUGUGCAGUUGCCCACAUCUGUAAUUCCAGCACUCAAGAAGAGGUUUUGAUUUUCAUAGUAACACCCUGUCUUUAGAAGAGAAAAAUGAAUACUCUGCAACUAAUGUCAUUCUAAUGACAAUGGCAAUAACUUACUCCUGUACAGACAUGACAUAGUUACAAUUCAAGGACAGCCAAGAUCAUCAAGCUCCACAAAGCAAUGACCAGCAUCUCAUCUGCCAUGUCAGGAAACCCUCUACAGCCAUUCCAUAUUCCAAAGAGAGAGUGACAAAUGGAAUCUAGCAGUGACAUCAAAGCCAAACUCAGAGGAGGGUAGAACUUUCUAUGUGUGUCCUAGAGGUUCUGCCAAUGAGGAAACCCUUUACAGGGAUUUAUCCAUAUGCGGAAAAAUACCACUGCCAUACUGCAUAUAAAAAAAUUAAUCCUAGAUGAACUGAAAAAUCCAAACUUGAAACGUUACCAUAAAAGACUUUAAAAUACAUAAAUGUAUUGUCCUGUUAUUAAAGUAGAGUCAAAAAUUAGUAAACAAUACACAUGUUCAUCUGUAACAGUAAAGAAGAAUAAGUCAAAAUUUAAAUCUCUGUAUAUCAGGUAAUGGUUACAAAAUGUCAACUAGCACAUUGCAAAAGUCAGUGUUUUUUAUAGAUAGAAAUUUAAUAUACUAACAAUUACUAAGAAUAUAAUUCAAUUUAAACCAGAAUAUUUAGGAGCUGUUCAACAUAACUAAAAUAAAAAAAAUAAUUAUUUCAAUGCAGAUUAAAUUAAAGGAAAGAAUCCUUUCAUGGUGGUAGAGUUUGUCUGAAUAAACAAAACACAGAUUUAAAAGAAAUUUUUCAAAAAAAAUAGAAAGGAAAGAAGGAAGUGAGGCAAGGAGUGGGGAAGGAAGUAAUGGAGGAUUAAGGAAAGAGGAAAAGGAAGAAGAGAAGAAAGGAAACAGAAUUGAAACACGUGACAAGAACCUAGAAAAAGAAUAAAUAUAUGGGGGUAAAAUCCUCAGACAGAAACCCUAAGUGGAAGCAGAGAACUCCAUCAAUAAAAACACUAUUCCAUCAAGAGUACUAGAUACUGAAGCAUCAGACUUAAGAAGUAAAGCUUUAAGCCGGGAGAAAUUGAAAUAGCAAAUGCCAAGAGGAAAUGUGGUAUAAGAAGGUGGUUUUUAGGUUGAACCAAAAACUUACAUCACAAAUACAACAGCAUUCAAGAGACCCCUGUCAAAAGUAAGGAAUUUAUAAAUGUUAUUUCCAUGGGCAUUUUCUGAGACACUGACUAGAAAAUGACCAUCAGAGAGCAAAGACCAAAUGAGCAUUUCAAUGUCACUUGUACAGAGUUUGUGACUGUAGAAGUUGAGCAUUUGGAUUCAGCCUAAAGUUAAGAACUAUGAAUACAAAAAAGAAGUCAUAUUUGCAUAGAAUACAGUAGAGAAAGCAAAUGGUUAAGUUACUUAUGAUAGUUAUAUUUGCAUUGGCAACUCUUGUGUUAUUAAUGUAAAAAUAUCUUGCUAUAAUUUUCUUAUAAUUCUGUUACUAAACAAAAAACAAAACAGAACAACAAUAAUAACAAUAACAACAACAAAGCCGUAGCAUUAUCUGCUUUGCAGAAACUACUCACUAAACUAUAAAGAAAACCAAGAUGGUUUAUCAGCUCCAAAGAAGUGUCUGUGCAUCAAAAAAAGAAAAGAGUUAUGACUGAAAUGAGGCAGGUACUGUAAAACAAUCCUUGUUAAUCUGGGUCUCCUCUACCCUCAGAGUAUUUCCUUCUUAACAUGCUAUGUUGCACCAAAAUGCUUACUUCAUAGAGUUGUUCUGUACUUGUAUUAUAUUUUCAAUAAACUAUUGCAACUAGAGUUAAAAAAAAAAAGUCACGUGAAAAUGUUUUCAACUGAAAGCCAGUUUAUGAAGAGAAAGGGUCCACCCACUGUCAGGGCUCAGGGCCAACUAUGAGGAAAAAGUAUCCAAUGAGGAUGUCAGGACAACAAAAGUAGAGCAACAACAUCACUAGGUCCCCAGGGAGGAUCGUGAGGGAACACAUUGAACAAAUGCACUCGUGGUACUAAGAAGAAAAUAAUGACCAACUCAGAAUUUCCUAUAGAACAAACAUGAUUGCAGGGUAUCAGAUCAUGAAGGGAUGAACACUGGGGGAAGAUUAUUGAAACAAAUUAAUAAACAACAGCAACAACAAUAACAACAACAAAAAACAAACAGACUGGUUCAAGGGCUAGGAGAGAGCUCAGGUGUGGAGACUGUAAGCCAAGACAACAGCAUUAAAUUAAUAAACUAGUUGAUGUUUUUCAACCAGUAGAAAAUAUAUUCAUAGACUUUUUCCCUAUAAGGAGUUUUAAAACUGUAAAUAAAUGGUAAUUAUCAAUGCAGAAAAAAAAGGACUUCAACAAAUGGAAUUUAAUCUUGUUUCUACAAGUGAAGGACAGUGCACUUACAGGUUGACUUAUCAAUGGGGGAAAUCAGGUAUUACACUGUUUUCUGGCCAACUUCCAAGAAUGUUGUUCCAAUUUCCAUUCCCACAUUUUAGAGAACCUGUUUCUCUUUUCUCAAGCUGUUAAUGUGAUAAUCAAUUUUUAUCUUUUUCUUUAUAAUAAAAAUGGAACUUCGUUAUUGUAUUAAUUUGCAUUUUAAAUGGAUGCCCUGCAUCUUUUCUUGUGGUUAUAAGUCCUUGCAUUUAUUUUUUUAUAUUUACUGUAUUUCUUUACUUUGUAUAUAUUUUCUAUUUGUUUAUAUUUCUCUUCUUAGUAAUUAGAGGCACUCUGUCAAUAAAUAAAGUCAGUGUUUUUUGACA
This is a messenger RNA of Mus caroli (Ryukyu mouse), 15640 nucleotides long. RefSeq names its product neuroligin 1 (gene Nlgn1). The record is from RefSeq and is a predicted model, not a curated record. Gene Ontology annotation, cellular component: membrane. Gene Ontology annotation, molecular function: neurexin family protein binding. Lineage: Eukaryota; Metazoa; Chordata; Mammalia; Rodentia; Muridae.